UUUGACAGUAGGCGACUGGUUGGGUUAGAGCAGCGCUCGAACCGGAGUUUAGGGCGCUUUACGGAAAAAUACUCUCUCCCUCCCUCUGCUUUCUCUCUCUCUUCCCAUCGCCCACUCUCACUUCACCCACCCGCCAACAUAUUAUUGUCUUCCUCCCUCCAAAGUUUGAGGGCGUCGCAGUAAUAUAUUCAUACGUCCAAGGGGACUAACGAAUUUGCGGCCGGCGUCGAGGUUUAACGGACGGCGGAUUCUUUCUCGGAGUGUGUUUUGAUGGAUUCUCCUCAACGUAGUCGGAGUCAUGUGAAACGAGAGGUGGAGGAUAGCUCAGAUUUGAGGCGUGAUAGGGCUGGAGACGAUGAAGAGUGGGAGGGCAGUGAUAAGAGGAAGCACAGGUCAAGCCGAUCAAGAAAGUCCGGUAAUGGAGAAGACACGGGAGGAAUGGAGAGCAGUGGAAGAAGGAGAAGUUAUGGGGACAGAAGUGAGAGCCGAAAGAGAUCAGGUGGCUCUAGCAUUGCAGAUAGUGAUGAAGACGAUUAUGACUCAAGAAAAGAGUUGCGUUCUAAGCAGAUGAAGAAAAAACAAGAAGAGAGCAGUUUGGAAAAGUUGAGCAGUUGGUAUCAGGACGGGGAAUUAGAGAACAGGCAAGAUGGCGGAGAUAAGUUGGGAGGUAGAGAGUCAGUUCGAGCUGAAGAAAGUGAGAGAAGGAAAAUGAGCUCAAAGCUUACACAGCAUGAGGAUUCUCAGAGUAAAAGUAAGAGUAAAGAGGAAAGACCCCAUGACGGAGAGCUUGAAAAGACACUUGGUAGAGAUUCCAGGCAUUCGGAGAGUAAGGAGAGCAGCCGCGAGAGGACACAUGGUUCUUCUGAACAGGUGAAGACCUCGAGAAGAAGAUGGGAUGAUUCAGAAGGUGGGAGAAAGGCAGAAGAAAGUCAUUAUGAAAAAUCCGAUUCAAGAAGCAGUAAGCCUUCUGAUCCUAAGUAUGAGAGUUCUAAAGAGAAGAGUGUCUCUGCGAGAAAUGAACCCAGCGAGAGUAGAAUCCGGGGUGUGGAUUCAAACAGUGAUAGGGCUACCAAAUCUAACAGGGAAGAGAGAAAACCUGAUGUGGAAAAGAGUAAGAGCAAAACCAGGCCAGAAACACUGGAAGAAGACAACAGGGAUAGUCCUGUCACUCGUGAAGAUAGAUCAGGCAGGGAGAAAACUGAAAAGCAUAGACAGCAGAGAACUCCAACUGGUCGGGAUGUUGCUGAAAGCAAGGAGCGGUCUUUGAAUGCAGAUGAAGCAAAUGCGGGGACGAAAGACAAGGGUCCUAGAGAAGGAGGAAGUACCACCAGGACGAGGACACCUGAGCGGAGUGGGAGGCGUUAUCAGGAUUCAGAAUACUGUGAGAUGGAUUAUGACAGGAGUUUUAAUCUCAAGCGGAAGGAACUGGAUAAAGAUGGUUAUAGAGAUGAUCGAUCAAAAGGGAGAGAUGAAAGCUGGACUGACAAGAGUAGGGACCGAGAAGGUUCCAAAGAGAACUGGAAAAGAAGGCAACCCAGUAGUAGUGAAAAAGACUCCAAAAAUGGGGACAUGAAUUAUGAUCAUGGUAGAGAGUGGGAGCUGCCACGGCAUGGUCGUGAGAGGACUGACAAUGAAAGGCCUCACAGUCGGUCUGGUAAUAGGAAAGAUGGAAGCCGUGGUGAAGCUGUGAAGACCUCAUCAAAUUUUGGAAUUUCAAAUGAAAAUUACGAUGUGAUUGAGAUCCAAACUAAGCCUAUAGAUUACGGAAGAGGAGACUCAGCAUCCAACUUUGCUAGGAGGACCGAAGCUGGUCAGCAAUCUGAUGGGAGAUCAGCGCCAAGUGAUGAAGAGUGGGCAUAUCUGCAGGAUGACAGGACAAGGAGGAGUGAUAUGUAUGGAUCUGGACCACCUAGAGAAGAUUCAAAGGAAAGAUAUUCAGAUGAUAUUAACUCCCUGCGAGAUCAGAAUUCAUGGAGGGAGGACUCUGAUGCCUAUGGAGGCAAAGGUCGAGGACAGAAAGGUUCUAUGCCUGGGCGUGGUGCUGGUGGCCAAAGUUCUGGUGGUGGCUUACAGCCUCCAUAUGGAAAUGCAGAGCCAAGUUCCUUCAAUAGAAAUGCUUCACAAGGGAUGAAAGGGGGUAGAGUAGGUAGAGGAGGAAGGGGUAGGCUUACUGGAAGAGAUAGCCAACCGGUAGGAAUCCCACUUCCAAUAAUGGGAUCGCCGUUUGGCCCUCUUGGAAUGCCACCACCUGGACCCUUGCAGCCACUUACACCUAGCAUGUCACCUGCUCCAGGUCCACCAAUGUCCCCUGGCGUCUUCAUUCCACCAUUUUCUCCUCCUGUGUGGCCUGGGGCUCGGGGAGUUGACAUGAAUAUGUUAGGUGUCCCACCUGGUCUCUCCUCGGUCCCUCCUGGAUUAUCAGGCCCAAGAUUUCCUCCUAAUAUGAGUACUCCGACAAACCCUGCCAUGUUUUUUAACCAAUCUGGCCAUGGAAGAGGAGUUCCUCCAAACAUAUCUGGCCCUGGUUUUAAUUCUGCAGGACCAAUGGGACGAGGAACUCCGGCUGAUAAAAAUCAAGGUGGUUGGGUUCCUCAUAAAAGUAGUGGACCUCCUGGUAAAGCUCCUUCCAGAGGAGAGCAGAAUGAUUACUCGCAAAAUUUUGUCGAUACUGGUAUGCGACCCCAGAAUUUCAUCAGGGAGCUAGAGCUUACAAAUGUUGUGGAGGAUUACCCCAAGCUGAGGGAGCUUAUACAGAAAAAGGAUGAGAUUGUGGCUAAUUCUGCUUCACAUCCCAUGUAUUACAAGUGCGACCUGAAAGAGUUUGAGCUAUCCCCAGAGUUCUUUGGAACCAAGUUUGAUGUCAUUCUCGUGGAUCCACCUUGGGAGGAAUACGUUCAUCGUGCUCCUGGUGUUGCUGACCACACAGAGUAUUGGACGUUUGAAGAAAUAAUGAAUCUUAAGAUUGAGGCAAUAGCAGACACACCUUCUUUCAUUUUUCUUUGGGUGGGUGAUGGCAUGGGUCUUGAGCAGGGUCGUCAAUGUCUAAAAAAGUGGGGAUUUCGUAGGUGUGAAGAUAUAUGUUGGGUGAAGACAAACAAAACUAAUGCAACUCCUGGUUUGCGCCAUGAUGCUCAUACUUUGUUUCAGCACUCAAAGGAACAUUGCUUAAUGGGAAUAAAAGGCACCGUUCGUCGCAGCACUGAUGGCCACAUAAUUCACGCCAACAUUGAUACAGAUGUGAUAAUAGCCGAGGAACCCCCGUACGGUUCAACCCAAAAGCCUGAGGAUAUGUACAGGAUUAUUGAGCAUUUUGCCCUUGGCCGUAGAAGGCUUGAGCUCUUUGGUGAAGACCACAACAUUCGGUCCGGCUGGCUGACUGUUGGUAAAGGACUGUCCUCAUCGAAUUUUAAUGCCGAGGGAUAUACCAAGAACUUUGCUGACAAGGACGGGAAGGUUUGGCAAGGAGGGGGUGGACGAAACCCACCUCCAGAGGCACCUCAUCUUGUGGUGACAACUCCAGACAUAGAGACCCUUCGGCCCAAGUCACCGAUGAAAAACCAGCAGCAAUUGCAGCAGCAGAAUUCAUCAUCCAUUUCUCUUACGCCCGCAAAUUCCUCCAACAGAAGACCUGCCGGAAACUCACCGCAAAAUCCAAUUGCUCUUGGUGUAAACCAAGAAGCUUCAAGUUCUAAUCCCUCAACUCCAGCUCCUUGGGGGCCUCCACCAAUGGAGGGUUUUAAAGGGCGAGACGGCAACAGUAUGCCGUCAGAUGAUAAGGUUUAUGAUAUGUAUGGAUACUCAGGACAGCCAAAUGGAGAGUUUCUAGAUUUUGAGUCUCACAGGCACAUGAAUUUGUUGUAACGAAACGAGGAGUGAUAUUUCUUUUUAUUUGUAUUGUAAUUCUUUUUCCCUCUUGUAUAAAUGGAAAGAAAAUGCGUCCA
Pyrus x bretschneideri (Chinese white pear) is the source of this 3941-nucleotide messenger RNA. RefSeq names its product N6-adenosine-methyltransferase non-catalytic subunit MTB. The transcript has 7 exons. The record is from RefSeq and is a predicted model, not a curated record. Gene Ontology annotation, cellular component: nucleus; RNA N6-methyladenosine methyltransferase complex. Bases 271 to 3861 code for a protein of 1196 amino acids. NCBI's taxonomy places the organism in Eukaryota, Viridiplantae, Streptophyta, Magnoliopsida, Rosales, Rosaceae. Gene Ontology annotation, molecular function: methyltransferase activity; mRNA binding.